AUGAGGGCUAGGGAUUUGUUUGCGCUUCUGUGUUUCUUCAUCGUACAUGUGGCUUCGAGCUUGUGUUCAGAUGGACGAGGAGAUCAAGCACUGUCUCAGAUUGACAUUUACAGCACAAGUUUGGCUCUGCAUCACUCUGCAACCAUUCACGCUUCCCCUCGUGUUCUUGGUUCUCAGGGAGAGGACACAGAAUGGGUAAAUGUUAGUAUUACAAAUCCAGAGCCUUCUUCAGACGAUUGGGUUGGAGUUUUCUCACCAGCAAAAUUCGACUCAUCUUCUUGCGCUCCAACAGAUGGCAAAGAGAUAGCUCCUUUUAUCUGCUCAGCUCCAAUUAAGUACAUGUAUGCCAAGUCCAGUCCUGACUAUACAAAGACCGGUAACGCGGUUUUGAAGUUCUUGCUUAUCAACCAGAGAGCUGAUUUCUCCUUUGCCCUCUUCACCGGAGGACUCUCAAACCCAAAUCUUGUUGCGGUUUCGGAUCAUGUCUCAUUUACCAACCCUAAAGCUCCUGUUUAUCCUCGUCUUGCUUUAACCAAGAACUGGGAUCAAAUGAGCGUGACAUGGACGAGCGGAUAUAACAUAGACGAGGCUGUUCCGUUUGUUGAAUGGAGUGGUAAAGGAAUCACUCAAAGUAGAAGAUCACCAGCUGGUACCUUGACAUUUACAAGAAACACCAUGUGUGGUGGUCCUGCUCGUACUGUUGGUUGGCGCGAUCCGGGUUUCAUCCACACUGCUUUCUUGAAAGAUCUUUGGCCAAACCUCAAGUACACAUAUAGGAUGGGUCAUGAGUUGGUGAAUGGAUCGAUCAUCUGGAGCAAGAACUUCACCUUCAAGUCUUCUCCUUACCCUGGACAAGACUCGUUACAACGUGUCAUUAUCUUCGGCGACAUGGGGAAGGGAGAGCGAGAUGGAUCGAACGAAUACAAUGAUUAUCAGCCUGGUUCACUCAACACAACAGACCAAGUCAUCAAGGACUUGAAGAACAUUGACAUUGUCUUCCAUAUUGGAGAUAUGGCUUACGCGAACGGUUACAUUUCGCAGUGGGAUCAGUUCACAGCUCAAGUUGAGCCUAUUGCUUCUACUGUUCCAUACAUGGUCGCAAGUGGCAACCACGAGCGGGACUGGCCAGACUCUGGAUCAUUCUAUGGAGGUAAAGACUCUGGAGGAGAAUGUGGAGUUCCUGCGGAAACAAUGUUCGACUUCCCAGCUGAGAACAAAGCUAAGUUCUGGUACCUUGCGGAUUACGGAAUGUUUAGGUUUUGUGUAGCGGACACAGAACAUGAUUGGAGAGAAGGGUCAGAGCAAUACGGAUUCAUAGAGCGUUGUCUUGCCUCUGUUGACAGAAAGACUCAGCCUUGGCUAAUCUUUAUCGCUCAUCGUGUUCUUGGUUACUCGACGAAUGAUUGGUAUGGUCAAGAAGGAACGUUCGAAGAGCCUAUGGGAAGAGAGAGCUUGCAGAAGCUGUGGCAGAAGUAUAAAGUAGACAUUGCCUUUUACGGCCAUGUGCAUAACUACGAGAGGACUUGUCCUGUUUAUCAGAGCCAAUGUGUGGAUGAUGAGAAGAAGAGUCAUUACUCAGGAGCUUUCAAAGGAACUAUACAUGUGGUUGUUGGAGGUGGAGGAAGUCAUUUGUCUUCUUUCAGCUCGUUGAAACCGAGAUGGAGUGUGUUUAGGGAUUAUGAUUAUGGGUUUGUGAAGUUGACGGCUUUUGAUCAUUCGUCGCUUCUCUUUGAGUAUAAGAAGAGUAGUGAUGGUCAAGUGUAUGACUCUUUCACCGUUUAUAGAGAAUACAGAGAUGUCUUGGCUUGUGUUCGUGAUAGCUGCGAGCCAACCACAUUAGCUUCAUGA
Molecule: messenger RNA, 1848 nt
Organism: Microthlaspi erraticum
Lineage: Eukaryota; Viridiplantae; Streptophyta; Magnoliopsida; Brassicales; Brassicaceae
Source: the annotation of a GenBank genome assembly